Messenger RNA from Thamnophis sirtalis, 1007 nucleotides. RefSeq lists its product as uncharacterized. Lineage: Eukaryota; Metazoa; Chordata; Lepidosauria; Squamata; Natricidae. The record is from RefSeq and is a predicted model, not a curated record.
UCUUGACAUAAAUUGCCACCCUUGAUAUUCUGGGACAGCUAUUUUGAAGUCUGGAUAGUAGUUAAGCUAAGGAAAGGCUUUCCAUCUUCCAAGGCAACAUUCAGAAGGUAAAGAGAAGGCAGAGAGAGAGGUGCAUAAUGAAGCCCCAGCUCUACUCCAUCGUGAUUCUACUGCUUGCCGGGAUUAACUAUGCAGAAACAGCAGAAAAUUCUACCGAAGUUGAUGCAGCUUCUGGCUUACAACCGCCUCCGAUUUCUUCCGCUAACACAUCUGUUGCUAAACCGCCUGAAGACAACGUCACCUCUGUUACCAAAGCGCCCGAUGACAACAAAACCGCUGGUCCUGAAACUACCAAGGACAACAACGUCACCUCUGUUACCAAAGCUCCCGGUGAUGACAAAACCGCCGGUCCUAAAACCACCAAGGACAACAACGUCACCUCUGUUACCAAAGCUCCCGGUGAUGACAAAACCGCCGGUCCUAAAACCACCAAGGACAACAACGUCACCUCUGCUACCAAAGCUCCCGGUGAUGACAAAACUGCUGGUCCUGCAACCACCAAGGACAACAACAUUACCAAAACUCCCAAGGGCAACGCCACCACUGUCACCAAAACCUCUCAUAAAACAAUCGUUUCCAAAGCCCCCACCGACAAGGUCACGGUUCUUUCUGAAGCCCCCAACAGCAAGGCCACAGCUGCUCCCAGCCUGGCCCCUAGCGUGCCACCAGUUCGCACCACACGGCGGAGCGGCAAUGUCACUAGCGCAGUCCGUAAGACUACAAGGCUUACUUCAACCAAAUCACCUCUUGGGAGCAGCACAUUUCCAGUGCCUUCAUUGUUUGCAAUUGUGCUGCUUGUCGUUUCUGGACUCUGUUUUUAAGAAAGCAUCGUUCUGUUGCACGCUGCCAUUCUGGGUGAAAGGGGAGGGCAUUUUUCCUUUCUUUUUGCUAUUAAUAAAUGUGCCAUAGUCCAGGGGUCUCCAACCUUGGCAAGUUUAAGACUUGUU